CCAUUUUCUAGAGUGUAGCACGAGGGAUUUCAUCAGCUCAUUCGCCAGUUGAAAGGUCUCAAAGUACCAGCCCGCGACAUUUUUAUAAUCAAUUAUUAAAUCUGGCCCGUAGAUCGAACUUUUGUUUUCCACAGAUGAAAAGAAUGAUCUAACGUUUUAAUCCGCUAAUCUGCACUGGUAAGUUUAAUUGCUGGUGGUGAUAUUAGAUAAAAAUUAUUCGGUAUUGGUCAAAAUUUCCACAUGGGGUACCGCUAACAAUACGAUCUUCACUGAUAUGGGACUGUUACAUCCACAUUCCUCCUUCAGUGAAACAGGCUGUCCUCCUGUCCCGUUUUCACGGCCUCGCCUUCGCCUGUUGACGUGCUCACGUGGCGGGACGCACACGCAUUCGGUACUGGGGUCGGGUGUCAAACCCAUGAGUCCCUCCUGUGGGUAUUUAAACCAACGCUGAGAUGGUGCACAUCUCUGACUUAAUAAAAACGGCUUUCAAAAUAAUGUAUAGUUUUACGUUAAUGGUGCAGUCUUAUGCAGCGUAUGGCUCAGCGGGUUAAGCUUCUGUGGCUGUGACUGGAAGAUCGCCAGUUUGAGCCCAGCAGAGCUGCCACGCUCACUCUCAGCUGCAUGUGUGUCUGUGUGUCACGGAGAGCAAGAUGGGGUAGGUAAAAAGAGAGUGUCCCCACGCGGAUCAAUGAAGUGUGAUUAUUAUUAUUAUUCUACCUGAGCUGAAGAUGGUUAUCUAUGGAAACUUGAGUAACAUUAUAGUAGAGGGCUUCACAGAUGUUUUAAUUGGCCUGACUGAUGUUAUCACUCUGUGGUAACAUCUCGUUAUGCUUAAUGAAUUGAGAUUGAUUGCAUGGCCUGGUUCUCCGCGAAUGGAGGUCAUUCUCUCUCACUGAUUCAGUAUGGCGACACCCUCCUCCCACUCUUGCUGAACGCCACCCCCCCCCACUUGGCUGGUAACCAUAGUGAUGCUAAGGAAGGCUUGGGCAAUGGUGGUGAUGGAGGGGGGGGAUUUGCAGAUGCUGCCAGUCUUUUCGCAUGUGCCCAUCCCUUCAGUCCACUGUGCUUUGUCACGCAGGGGAAUUCUGGGUAAUAUGGAGAGAGGGGGUGACACCAGCUGCUGGGGGGCUUAUCAGCUUAAGCAGUCAGAAGGUAGAUCUGCCUCCUCCCCAGUGCCUCCACAGAACAUUACAUUAGACUCAAUAUUAAUUCACAGGAAUAUCGUGAAUUUUGUUGUAACACGUGAGGUGCCAUUUAAACAAUGGCUGAAAUUAUCAAUCUGUCACCCUGCUGCCCUGCGAUCCCAGUGUCAAUAUAUCGUCUGUGCCUGGAAUGUGCCUCGCUUCCUGGUUAGCAGGAAUCUCUGAGCUUCGGGGCAGGCAAUUUCACUCAUUUGUUUACCAAAUGAGGAGAAAAUGAAUAAACCUGCACGCAAAGCAGCAGAGCUACCCAGCGCACAUGGGAGGCCUCCCCCGGGCAGGCUGGCGCAUGCGCAGUCCCUGCUCUCCCCCUGCCCUGCCCCCUCCCCUCCCACCGCGCGUCAGCUGCAGCAGCGAGCCGCCGCCUCAGUUGCUGAGCUGCAUCUCCAACCUACGGCACACGGCCAUGGUGGAGCAGAGCAUGGAUCCACGGAGCGGCCCAGGACAGCCUGGGGGGGGCUGGGCACUGGUCCCCUCCAUCUCGGCCGUUAUUAAGUACUCUUGCUUCAUCUGCUGGUCCAGGGAGAAGAGCUCUGUGGGAGAGGAAGUCAAGGAGAAUGCGGUGAGCGUCAGCCAAAGGACGUGUGAAAUUCAGGAGCUGCAGGAGGAGGUGCAGCGGGAGAGCGGGGAGCUCAGGCAGCUACAGAGCCGGAGAUGGCAGGUCCAGGAGGGGCUUGGCGAGCUGGAGCAGAAGAAGAGCGACCUGGAAGGGCAGCUGGAGCACAUUCAGGAGCAAUGCAGCCAGGAGAACCAGCUGAUUCUUUCUCUGCAGGGGGAGCAGUUGGAACAGCAGCAGCAAAUCGAGGAGGUGGAAGAGGAGCUGUUGCGGGCACAGGAGGCGCUGUGGAGGCUGCGGGAAGAGGCGGCACGUGCCGGGGAGCGACUGGAGGCCACACGGACUCGGCUGGGGCCUCUGAGGGUCCAUGUCCGUGACUCCCACGCCAGCAUCACUCAGCUGCAGCUGAAACUGGAUGAGCUUCAACAUACAGACACACCCUUGAGGGAGGAAUUAGAGCCACUGACCAAUGGGAUCGCAGAUGUGGAGGCAAUGACAAUGACAGCUGAGCCACUUCAGUGGGAGAGGGGCCAACUGGAGUGGAGGGGGGAGGAGGAGCAAGUGGCCCCUGAAGAGCAGGAACCCAAAGCUGAUGUGUCAGAGGAGUUUCACGGCAGCUGCCAGCUGCAGCAGACUAUGCAAAGCAGCGGUUCCAGUUCUCCAUCUGAAGUAGCAGCAGCACAGAAGGAGGAUCUGCAGAAGUCUGUAAACACCAGCGCAUUCAAGCAGGUAUCACUUCCAGAGGAGGCAGAACCUGUGGAGCAGGCCAAGGCCCCUACGGUCGGCACGUUGGACUUCUUCCAUUCGGACCCUUUCACAGACAACGACCCAUUUGAGGACAGUCCAUUCGGAGCAGCGGAUGUCUCAGAUAUUUUCAGUAGGGACCCGUUCAAAGGCACAGACCCCUUCUCCUCAGACGCCUUAUUCGGACAGCCCCCUCCCAAGCCCUUCGGAGAUCUCGUCGUUCCCGCCAAACCCCGACCCUUUAACUGCCAGUUCAGCGGCUGGGUAAAGGAUCCCAUCCUUUCGGAGAACGGCAAGGAGUCAACGGUCCUGCUUGUCUUCGAGGCUGCCAGUCCGACCGACGAUGAGCCCGUCCAAUGCGAAGCGCUAAGCACAGUCGACCCAGACCCCUUGGCCCCCUCCCAGCGCAUUGAGGGUUCCUCGAAUGACUCGCCUUCCACGGUCACAGUGACUCAUCUUCCUGAAGAUUUGGAGGAACUCCAUGACUCCUGCCCAGCUCCCUUUGCCGGGGUGUCUGGUAAUCUACCGCUGGCAGAGAGGUUCGCCGAUUUCGGCCGGCUGUCCAUCAGCACCGAAAGCCUGGCUUCGUGUAGCACUGAGAACCAGGACGAUUCAUCUGCAGAAGACAGCGAGGACGAGAACCUGCACACGCCCCCCGGGAGCCCCGGCGGACCCCCUCCACUGCCUCCUGGAUCCGGCAACUCCUCACACCAUCAUAAUGAGACAGAAGCCUGUGACUUUUUCCCCACAACGUCACACCGCUGCCCCCUGGGAGAUUUGGAUAAUUUCUCCACCUCUGACAAUGCAGAAAACUCGGGACUCGCCGGUCCAGAGCCAGAGAUGCUGGACCCUCCCAGAGCCCUCGACGAGGGGCAGUCCUGAGUGCCUCUCCCUGUGCAGCCCGGACAGCUGAAGCCUUGUUACAAGAUAACAGAAAUGACACAUGAAAGGAACUUAAAACUCCUGUUUUCUCCCUGACGUGCUCCUUGCCUACCCUCCCCUGACAUCCUACCUUGAGCCAAUCCUAGUAUCAUUGUUGCUGUUGUCCUCGUCAUUGUUGCUUAGCAAACGUCAUCAUGUCGGGCAGUCAGCAAUCUUAACCGCGCACUAAACUCGGUCACAUGACGGUGCUGCAUUCCAGCAUUGCCGGUUGCAAUGGAUUUAUUUAGGAACAGGGGCGGGCGAACAACCUUCAUGUGGAUCCUCCUCCGGUGUUCCCUGGUGCUUGUAUGGUUUUACAUAUUUUUUGCACACCUUCGAUUUCCGGUUUUCAAUCUGAAUCCCACUGCUUCUCUUUUCAAACCAACAAUAUAAAAAGAUUUUGGGAUAUUAAAUUUCUGAUUUCUCAUUCAUUUGCUUUGUUUUUCUUUAACAAAACAAUGCCUUAAGUCAAACGAAAGUUAUGUUUCCAUUUGCUGAUUGAGCUCUGAACGUAAACGAACUUCGUAGCCAUUCGUAGGCACAAUCCGUUGAGAGUGUUAUUUGUAAAUAGUGGGUCCUUCCACGGCUUUAUCCAUAAACUCGACACUUGCAAUGGAUUACGGGUAACAAUCCCCUCAGCUGCGGCACUGAAGGUCUAAUGGUGGGUGGAGAAGUCAUUCUUUUUUAUGUUUGUUUUAUGGAGAAAAGUCACAAAAGGGGGGUUGAAAGAGCAGAUGGCAAGCUGUGAUGAGAGAUCUGGGAUAAGCCACUUAAAAGCGAGGUGACGGUCUUCCUGUCUUUCCUUGCGUCACAAAUAUUUUCUGCAGGUUUUACCACAUGAAACUGUAGUAGCUCCAGAGGCAAUUAAAAAGAAUAGAAGCUCUUUAUUGUUAUUGUACAGGUACAGCUGCAAUGAAAUUUAAUCUUGGCAAUCCCAUCCUGCUCUCAUGUGGGAGACAUGCAUAUUUAGGUGAGAGUGAAGUCUAGGGUGAGAACACAUGGCCAGGUGUGUUUCCAACACCUCUGGACAGUUUUGGGGGUUUUGGGUUAGCAUCCACCCUGCCGUCCAUGGGAUUCGAACCGGAGGGCUACUGGUGCAGACUCCCGACACUCAUGCGGUCACAGUUUCUAUUCUUAUUUAUCUGUAUGUUGCAAAACUAAACCACCUGAGACACAAAAAGGUACAUUGUAAGUAACUUGGGACACAGUUUUAUUAACUUUGAGGGUGAGCAUCAUUCGUGAUCUUGUAUUUACGUCUCUUCUAAACGAGAAAAUCUGAGUGCGGAGAAACUUUACGUUAAAGAAUUUCCACACACUGCCGUGUAUAACUAGGCAAGAUAAUUAAAGGAAACCUUUUUAAAACUUGUGCAUGUUUAUUAUUAGGGUGUUAACUUCUGAAAUUCAAAUAAACCUUGGAAUUGAAUCAUCUUCUUCCUCUAA
Molecule: messenger RNA, 4860 nt
Organism: Paramormyrops kingsleyae
Lineage: Eukaryota; Metazoa; Chordata; Actinopteri; Osteoglossiformes; Mormyridae
Biological process (GO): endocytosis; endosomal transport
Cellular component (GO): cytoplasm; plasma membrane
Source: RefSeq, a predicted model, not a curated record